Pseudopipra pipra is the source of this 3966-nucleotide messenger RNA. It is a transcript of the gene RHCE, whose product is annotated as Rh blood group CcEe antigens. The coding region runs from base 501 to 1724 and encodes 407 amino acids. The transcript is spliced from 11 exons. Gene Ontology annotation, biological process: ammonium transmembrane transport; ammonium homeostasis. The record is from RefSeq and is a predicted model, not a curated record. Gene Ontology annotation, cellular component: plasma membrane. Gene Ontology annotation, molecular function: ammonium channel activity. NCBI's taxonomy places the organism in Eukaryota, Metazoa, Chordata, Aves, Passeriformes, Pipridae.
GUGUCCCGCCGCUGCCGAGUCACGGCCGGGCAGCGGCGCCGCCCCCGGGGUUGCGGGUUCGAAACCCGGCACGGGCUUCUCCGCGCCCUGCAGCGCUCCCGCCUUACGGCCCCUGUAGAGCCCCCUCCCCGCGGCCCCUUCGCUGAGCUGCAAGGCUCACCAGCAGCUGGAGCCCUGGAUGGAAGGUGUCCUGGAGCAUGGAAGGUGUCCUGGAGCAUGGAAGGUGUCCUGGAGCAUGACAGCACUGGCAGUUGGGUGUAUCUCCAUUCACAAGCAGUUCUGGGGUUCAGUCCAUGUCUGCUGUGGUAAACUGGGGCUCCUGACGUGCCACAGAUAAGGAACUGUCCCUUGCCAACGCCUCCUGGGCUUUUUAUCUCCCUUUGAGUUUUUAUUCCUGCCACCCCCCAAACCUCCUUUGCUAUUGGUUUGAGGUUACUGGAACAUUUUUAUAGGAAAAAGAACAUAUUGAUGUGUUUGUGCCUGAUGUAGUCGAGUGCACGAUGUCUUCCAGUUACCUCAGCUUUCGACACAGCGUUCCCUGGCUCAUCCUCCUGCUGGAAGUUCUUUUCCUCAUCCGCUCUUACUUUCUCCUCUUAGAACAUGAUGCUCUGUACUGGCUAUACAGCUCCUACCCAGACUUUCAAGAUGUCAACCACAUGGUGAUUUUUGGAUUUGGCUUUUUCCUGAUGGUUCUGAGAAGAUAUGGGUUUAGCAGCACUGGAUUCAACCUCCUGAUCAUUGUACUUGGUGUCCAAUGCUCUGUGUUGGUAGAAGAUUCAUUAGUUUUCUUUUCUCUAGAGGCAAAGGAAGGUAUUCUGAAAAGUAUAGCAAAGGCUUUUAUAAGUAUGACAGCUGUGAUUAUCUCCACUGGAGCUGUUCUUGGGAAGACUAAUCUUGUGCAGUUAAUUGUGAUGACACUUGUGGAAUUAAUAGUUUUCUAUGUGAGCAGAUGGAUCAACAGGAGAUACCUGGAGGUUGGAGAUCAUCUCAGCCUGAUGCAUGUGCACCUGUUUGGAGCCUACUUUGGGCUGGCAGUCACCUCCUGUUUCCCUGAGCCCUCCCCAAGGCUGGACAAGAACAGGAGCACCCCAAAGUCAGACUUGUUCUCCAUGUUGGGCUGUGUCUUUCUCUGGGUGUUCUGGCCAAGCUUCAAUUCUCUGCUCAUUCAGUCCAGGAUGAAAGCACUCCUCAACACCUACCUCGCCCUUGCAGUGAGUGCUGUAACUGCCUUCCUGUUGUCUGCUCUGACCUCAAAGGAUGGGAAAUUCAGAAUGACUCAUAUCCACAGUGCAGCACUGGCUGGUGGGGUCACCCUUAGUUUUACAGCAGAGACCAUCAGUCAUCCUUGGAUUGCCAUGAUUUUGGGGCUGCUUGGCAGUGCCAUCACCAUAUUAGGAUCUCACUGUUUACAGAGAUGCUUGAAUCCUCCUCUCAAAAUUCAUGAUACUUCUGGAGUUCAUUUCACCUUUGGCUUGCCUGCUGUGCUUGGAGGUCUUGCCCAAGUUGUUCUCUUAGUCAUAAGAGAAUGGACUAAUUCAUCGAGUCUGGGUCAUUUGGUCCUUCUUCACGUUGGUGCCUUCUGCCAGACCAUCAGCCUUGCCUUGAUAACAGGUUUUAUCACAGGUUUUAUCUUGAACACCAGACUGCUUAAGAUCAUCCCUGUAUCAAAGUACUUCGAAGACCAGUUUUACUGGGAGUUUCCCCAUUUGGCUGUUGGAUUUUGAGUGGAAGAUCCCAGUGACCAAGAUAAGAUUUUCCUCUUUGUCACUAGAGAAAAUGAGUAGCUAUGAUGGGUUCAAAGAGCACUGAAAUACCAGUUCCCACUGGCCCACAAAAGCCAUCCCCAUGGAAACACAAAAAAUUGGUAUUAAACUAGUUAUUCUCCAAAGAUACUGAGUGUAAAUUCACAGAUGCAAACUUGCAUUUAGCUUUUCUGCUUUGUUGGUCUUACCUUAAAUAAGAUAUGUACAAAAAGGUUGACUGCAUUCAUGGCUGUAAUGGCUUAUCAAUCCAAAUGCUUGGAAACUUUAAACUAUUUUUAGCUCCCAAUUUUAAAAGCCAAGAUUAUGUAUUUCAAAGUGUAAUUUUUCAAGGAGCACUUCUUAUCUAGAAAAGUACUCAACUAUGUGUUUUUAAGCUAAAUUGAUUCUGUUGAAGGCCUUGUUAAGGAAGGUUUUGAUGGGUGAGCUGGAUCUGGGCCAAACUCUGCAUCCUGCCAGACUGAACUCCUUGAGUUCUCUGACUGCUUAAAGACAAAUCUGUCAUUACUUGGCUCGGGCUAUUUGGAAGUUCAGAUGGCAAGAAGUUCAAUUGUUCUUCCUGUGCAUGGUGCCCCUGAAAUCAAUUUGGUAUUUGCUGCCAAAUCUAAAAUAAGAGCAGACCUCAGGUCAGUGUCUGGGUAGGGACAGCCUGUACCACCACAGGGUCAGCUGCCACCUGAGGGGACUGAGGGAAUAAUCCUCAGAGCCGCCUGAAACCAAUGCCAAGACCCAAUUUUGGAAGUGGCUUAUUCCAAGAUGAGCAGGGGACUCUGGGGCCUAAGCACACAGAGGAUUCUCUGCAAGUGUGCCCUUGUUUAUAAGUGGAUUGGAUCCUCGGCGUUUGUUCUUUGUCUCAAAAAUAGCUGACACAGAAAAAACUCUUUCCAAAAUGCUUACCCAAUAAAGAAGUGAAAAUGUGAUUGUUUUUGUUUAUUCAGCACACUUGUUAAAAAUGAAUGAGGAAAGCCAUGACAUUGAGGACCAGGCUGUUCUUUGAUGCUCACUGACCUCAUUCAUUCUUUAGGUGUUGAGCAAAGCAGGUCACUACAGUUACAGAAAUGAAACAGGUUCCAAGUAAUGAAACAAUUACUUGCAGAGGAAGGGCCAGUUUUCUUUGUUUCUAGGUCACAAAGGAGCCAGUGAUCUGCUGAGUUAAUGAGCUGCCCACAGCUUCCACCAGCCUGGACACACAGAGUGUUACCUCACAGUUAACUCACCACUUACUCCGUGAGUAACAGUGGGAUCCAGGCCCAGCUUGUGUUCUUCACUUUCUCAACUUCCCAGGAACCAACCAAACAUAACUUGUGCAACACAAACUCCUGUUUUCUGUCUUUAAGUGACUAAUAUUUUAUUCCAUCUCCCUUACCAUUGAUCUCCUGAGCAACUGGCCUGGGUGAAUGCACAGGAAGGGGCAGACACAGGAUCAGAACUCUUCCUGUCUGAGCAGUACCUUUUUCCAGAGAGAGAAUUCCAUCUGAAGAGUGCUCUUCCCUUUCUCUCACAGUGGUUAGGAAAUAGCUGAGCACAAGCAUUGUGGAUGAGCUACUUCCAUCUAGAGCCACUGUUUAAUUUGUGCCUCUCCAGUGUCACCCACAGCAACAGGAAGUUGUUACUUGCCAGAGACUUCCUCAUUAUCACCAUAGGAUAAAUUUAAUAUUCAGAGAGAGGUAAAAAAAAAAAAUCCCAAACCAACAUAGUUCUAUAUUAUGCAAGAAAAGCCACACACCAAUUACCUUUGAAACUGAAGAAAUGGUUAUAUUGUCCAGAUAUAGGAAAUAUUUAAUAAAUAUAGGUUAAAAAGUUGUUUUAAAGCAUUUUAGUAAGUUUUUCUUCGUAAAUAACGUCAUAGAAACAGCUGGUUAAAUACAUCCAUGUUCCAUUAUCCUGUUUAUUUGUAGCAAAUGUAUCAGAAAAGUGACUCCACCGUUACUUGUAGCAAUUUUACAUUUGUCAAAAAACAUCACGACAUUUAAGUGGACGUACAAGAGUAAAAAAAAAAAAAAUCAAAGAGAAUAGAGCUGGAAUUUUUAGUGCUUUCAGCUUUCCUUGAUUUAUCUUUUGACAUGAUGGAAGGUCAGGGUUUACAAAAUGGGUUUUUACAAAAUUUUGGGAGUGUGCAGUUCAAACCCAGCCUGGCCAGGGCACUUCCAGAGGGGAGUUCACUGCCACAAAUCUUCCGUGCGACCAAACUUGAAGACCAGUCCUC